AUUGAUGAUUGAUCCAAUUCACCACAUGACAACACUCAUUUCAGUUCCAAAUUCCACCAGCAGAAACUCUAAGCUUCUAAAAUGGACCCCCCAAAUUACACCUCCACAAAUCAUUGUAAACUGUAAAGUGUUUAUCAGAACGUUACUUCACUAAUAGAUAUAAAUGGGAAAAGCGCACUGAAAUAUUCCUCCUAGGUUGGGAAAGUACUGUUCACAUUUGAAUGGCAUAAGAGAUUAGAUUAAGUUACAAAUUUGUUACCCAGAUGAAAUAUCUUCAUCCAUCUGCGCCAAUUUCAUCAUCCUCACCACCACCGGCAUUCACAUUUCUGAAAUGGCGCACUUUGAAUGGACGCAAUAAGAUCCUGACAUGUUUGCAGUGCAUGCGCAUAUUCACAAACCCACCAUCAGAACCACACAUCUCACCUUCUUCUUCUUGCUACUAUGCUAUAUAUAUAUAAAUAUAAAGCUCCAGGUUUCUGGAAAUGAGCUCCCACAUUCAACAACACUAGAGUACACGGAAAGCCACAUGCGACAUGAAAGGCAAUACAGUUUUCCUCUUUUUCUGCGCUGUCUUCCUUGUCUGGUUACUGGAAGAAAGCAGGGCAGCUCAAGCGGGGAAUGACUAUGGUGUUUAUAUUGUUUACAUGGGAGCAGCGGCUUCAAGAAAUGGUUCCUUGAGGGAUGACCAUGUUCAGCUCAUGAACUCUGUGCUAAAAAAACGGAAAGAAAAUGCAUUGGUACACACCUACAGGCAUGGUUUCUCAGGGUUUGCAGCAAGGAUGUCAGAGGAGGAUGCCCGUUCAAUUGCUCAGAAACCAGGAGUUGUAUCUGUUUUUCCAGAUCCUCUGUUGGAGCUCCACACCACCCGUUCUUGGGAUUUCUUGAAGUAUCAAACUGCUUUAGAGAUUGAUUCCCAGCCUAAUCCUGACUCCGGGUCCUCAUCUCUUGAUUCAGACACAAUAAUUGGCAUCUUGGAUACGGGAAUUUGGCCGGAGUCAGAGAGUUUUAGCGACAAGGAUAUGGGUCCAAUUCCGUCACGGUGGAAGGGAACCUGCAUGGAAGCCGAUGAUUUCAGCUCCUCUAAUUGUAAUAGGAAGCUGAUUGGAGCUAGAUUUUACAAUCAAUCCGAUAUUGCCAUCUCAAAGUUGCAUACUCCCCGUGAUACGAUUGGCCAUGGCACACAUGUGGCAUCAACCGCAGCAGGGGGCACAGUAGCCAGUGCAUCCUACUACGGACUAGCAGCUGGGACUGCCAAGGGUGGGUCCACAGGUUCACGGAUCGCCGUCUACAGGGUAUGCUCAUGGAGCGGUUGUCGUGGGUCCUCUAUUUUAUCAGCGUUCGAUGAUGCGAUCGCGGACGGUGUCGAUGUUUUAUCGUUAUCACUUGGUGCACCUUCAGUACUGGAGAUCGGACUGGAAAGCGAUCCGAUUGCGAUUGGAUCGUUUCACGCGGUGGACCAUGGGAUCGUCGUGGUUUGCUCUGCAGGAAAUGAUGGCCCAUCCUCGAGUUCUGUUGUGAAUGUUGCACCUUGGAUUUUGACAGUUGCUGCGUCAACCAUUGACAGGGAUUUUCAAUCUAAUGUGGUAUUGGGCGGAAACAAAGUGAUUAAGGGUGAAGGCAUAAAUUUCUCCCCACUCGAAAAGUCUCCUGUAUAUCCGUUGAUAUACGCAAAGUAUGCCAAGAAAAGUGGUGCCAACGAAGUUGAAGCAAGAAAUUGCGACCCAGAUUCAAUGGAUGGGGACCUGAUCAAGGGAAAAAUUGUACUCUGUAAUAAUGAUGAUGAUUCUGGAUACUCUGUGAAAGACAAGAUAGAUGUAGUAAAGGCUGUUGGAGGAGUUGGUAUGGCUGUGAUUGAUGACAAAUUAAACGCAGUAGCAACUACUUAUGGUGCAUUUCCAGCAACUGUGAUCAGUUCAAAGGAUGCUGCUGAAAUCUUCUCCUAUAUGAACUCAACCGGAAACCCAGUUGCAACAAUUUUACCGACGGUAUCGGUGACAAAAUAUACGCCAGCGCCUGUUGUUGCAUAUUUCUCGUCUAGAGGGCCUUCAUAUUACACAAGGAACCUUCUCAAGCCUGAUAUUUCGGCACCAGGAGUAGACAUACUUGCAGCAUGGAUUGCAAAUGACACAUCAGAAGCCCCACAAGGAAAAGAACCCCCAUUGUUCAACGUGCUCUCAGGAACUUCCAUGGCAUGCCCACAUGUUUCUGGGAUUGCCGCCAUUGUCAAAUCUCGGAACCCCACAUGGAGUGCCUCAGCUAUAAGAUCAGCCAUCAUGACGACAGCAACUCAAACAAACAAUUUGAAAGCUCCGAUAACAACGGAUUCAGGUUCGAUAGCCACACCUUAUGAUUACGGUGCAGGGGAAGUGACAACAUCUGGGCCAUUACAACCAGGACUGGUGUACGAAACCAGCACCAUUGAUUACUUGAACUACCUAUGCUACUCUGGGCGUAGCAUAUCUGCAAUAAAAGGCAUCGUUAAAAUUGUUCCUGAAGGCUUUGCCUGCCCCAAAGACUCCAACUCUGAUUAUAUCUCCAAUAUCAACUACCCAUCAAUUGCAAUAUCCAAAUUCAAUGGAAAUGAGAGCAAGAACGUAAGCAGAACAGUAACUAACGUUGCUGGAGAUGGUGACGGGGCCUACACUGUCGGCGUGGAUGCACCCAGUGCAGUAAAUGUCAAAGUGAUUCCGGAUAAGCUGCAGUUUACGAAGAACAAUGAGAAGCUGAGCUACCAAGUGAUCUUUUCUUCUUCCAGCGAAACCCAAUUGAAGGAAGAUGUAUUUGGGUCAAUCACUUGGACUAAUGGAAAAUAUAAGGUCCGGAGUCCUUUUGUAUUAAGCAGCAAAGGCAGCGAUGAAUAAGUACAAUAGAAUAAGUUAAGCACCUACAAACUUUCUCUAUAUGUAGCUGAUUAUAUAAGAGCUAUUAUAAGCAACCCAAUGAAGAAA
This is a messenger RNA of Alnus glutinosa, 2948 nucleotides long. Its product is annotated as CO(2)-response secreted protease-like. The record is from RefSeq and is a predicted model, not a curated record. Bases 534 to 2861 code for a protein of 775 amino acids. Gene Ontology annotation, biological process: proteolysis. Lineage: Eukaryota; Viridiplantae; Streptophyta; Magnoliopsida; Fagales; Betulaceae. Gene Ontology annotation, molecular function: serine-type endopeptidase activity. The transcript is spliced from 9 exons.